Messenger RNA from Rotaria sp. Silwood1, 4353 nucleotides. The record is from the annotation of a GenBank genome assembly. NCBI's taxonomy places the organism in Eukaryota, Metazoa, Rotifera, Eurotatoria, Philodinida, Philodinidae.
AUGGGUUGUGGAUCAUCAACAGUCACUCAAGCUACUAACCCUACACUGUUUCAAGGCAAUGUCAAUAAAAAACCGCAAGAAGUUCCCAAUUUAUCAUCACAAAACGAGGAGACCAAACGAAUAAUCAGUGCGAAAUCUCAGACUAGCAAACACUCACGAAUACCUUCUGUCGCAUCCCUAAAUAGUGUACCAAAAAGAAUAACAAGUGCAACAUCUCAGGCUAGUAAACAAAGUCGAACACAAUCAGCCACAUCUCAAAAUAGUGCAGACAAAAGAAUAAUAAGCGCUUCAUCCACAGCUAGUUCGACAACUCUUAAAUUAUCUACUGGUGGAAAAAAGUCUGCCACUCCAUCAAUACAUUCGCAGUAUGAUGUCAACCAAAAUUUGGCUAUUAUUUGGGUGGAUCCUCAUAUAGAAGAUCUUGGAAAGGUCUAUCAUGACUCAAUCACUAAACUUCAUCGCAUUACUAACUCGAUUCACACAUUAGCUGACUCUGAUCAAUGUGUCGAUUUUCUUAAUACUCUCAAUGAUAAGAUAGUUGUUCUUAUUGUUUCGGAUAUAGUCGGUGAACAACUUGUACCAAUUGUUUUCGGUAAACCCCAACUUGAAUAUAUUUAUAUAUUAAAUCCACAAAAACAUAUACGAGUAACUUGGGCUAAUAAAUGGGCACAAAAAGUCAAAGGAAUUUUUCAUAAUAUGGAACAGAUUUUUCUAGCAAUUAAAGCUGAUAGUGGUCAAAUAGGUAGUGUCCCUCCGAUUAGCAUUCUACCGAAGAACGAAACAGAGAUUCAAGAUACUGGAUCCAAUGAACUCGACAAAUCAUUUAUGUAUACUCAAUUAAUUAAAGAAAUUCUACUCGAUAUGACACAUGAUUAUACAGAGAAAAACAAACUAGUCGAAUAUUGUCGUAUACAAUAUGCUGAUAAUGAAUAUCAAUUAGGAUUGAUCGAUAACUUUGAACUUGAGUACAAUGAUCAAUUAGCUGUUGAAUGGUAUACGAAAGAGUCUUUUUUAUAUUCAAUGAUGAAUCGUGCUCUAAGAUCACAAGAUAUUGAAAGUAUUAUGAAAAUGGGCUUUUUUAUUAGUGAUCUUCAUAAACAAAUUACAAACAUGUAUAAUGAACAAAAGGAUAAACAUCAUGAAAUCACAGUAUAUCGUGGUCAAAGUAUGUUAUUAGACGACUUUGAUAGAUUAAAAAACAGUAUUGGUGGUCUUCUUUCAUUCAAUAAUUUUUUGUCAACCAGUCUUGAUUUAAAUGUUUCAGUACAAUUUGCCAUACGUGCAGCAGAAAAUCCAAAAGUAAAUGCAGUACUCUUUCAAAUGAUUAUUGAUCCAGCCAAAUCAUCGGUUCCAUUUGCUUAUUUAGAAGAAAAUAGUUCAUUCAAAUAUGAAAAUGAAAUUCUUUUCUCUAUGCAUACCGUUUUUCGUAUUGUCGAUAUUCAACAUAUUCAAGAUCAAUAUUGGCUUGUUUGUUUAAAUCUAACAGGUGACAAUGAUCUAACACUCACAGCAUUGACAGAUCAUUUUAGAAAAGAAAUUGGAAGCGGUAAUCCUUUGGAUCGAUUAGGACAUUUAAUGUUGAAAUUAGGUGAAUUUAAUCAAGCUGAAGCAAUUUUCGAUACACAACUCAAUGCUAAAGAUGAAAAAACUUGGCGUAAACAAGGGCAUCUCUAUCAUCAAAUUGCAUAUGUUUAUAGUCAUAAGGGUGAUUAUGUUAAUGCAUUAUUAUACUAUAAAAAGGCAAUCGAAAUAGAACAACCAUUUAUUCCUGAAGAUGAUUCAUCCAUGGCUCCUACCUACAAUAAUAUUGCUGGUGUGUAUCAUUCAAUGGGUGACUAUUCAUCGGCUCUAUCUUAUUAUAGAAAAGCACUUGAGAUUGAACAAAAUUCUGUUUCUUCCGAACAUCCUUGUUUAGCAACUACAUACAAUAAUAUCGGAUCAGUUCAUAGUUCAAUGGGUAAUUACAAUGCUGCACUUGAUUUCUAUAGAAAGACACUUGCAAUACGAGAAAAAACUUUGCCUGCUUAUCAUCCAGAUUUUGGAAGUAUUUAUAAUAAUAUCGGAUCAGCUUAUAGUUCAUUAGGUGAUGAUCGAACUGCACUUUCAUACUAUGAAAAAACUCUUGAAAUUCAAGAAAAAAUUCUUCCUUCUAAUCAUGUGGAUUUAGCAAUUAGCUAUGCCAACCUUGGUACCAUACAUUGUUCAAUGGGAAAUCAUAUAAAAGCACUUGAAUAUCAUAAUAAAUCUCUUAAAAUUCGUGAAAUAUCUCUUCCAUCAAAUCAUCCUGAUAUAGCUAUGAGUUACAACAAUAUUGGUUCAGUACAUAAUGCAAUGGAGGAGUAUGAAACUGCGUUAUCAUUUUUUCAAAAAUCACUUGAUAUUCGACAAAAAUCUCUUGCAGAAGACCAUAUUAGUUUUGCUCAUAUUUAUGAUAAUCUUGGUUCUGUCCAUCAUUCAAUGGAUGAUAAUUCAAAAGCACAAUCUUACUAUCAAAAAGCUUUCGAAAUUCGUCAACAUUCUCUGGGUGAAAAUCAUCCCGAUAUUGCUAAUAGUUAUAAUCAUCUUGGUACAAUUUAUAGUUCAAUGGGAGACAAAUCUAAAGCACUUGCCUAUUAUGAAAAAGCACUUGUAAUUCAACAAAAAUCUCUUUCAGAAAAUCAUCCAAGUUUAGUUAAUACCUACAAUAAUAUUGGUUUAAUUUAUCAUUCAAUGGAAGAUAAUACAAAAGCACUUUUAUAUUUUCAAAAAGCUCUCGAUCUUCAAUUUAAAUCAAAUGCAGAAGAUCAUCCAUCUCUAGCUACAACUUAUAAUAAUAUUGGUUUAGUUCAUAAUUCAAUGAAAGAACAUUCAUUAGCAUUGUCAUUUUAUGAAAAAGCACUUGCCAUUCGACAAAAUUCCAAGUCAAUCAAGGAUCAAUCAUUAGCAACAUCAUACAACAAUAUAGGUCUUACACAUUAUUGGAUGGAAAACUAUCUAACGGCUAUUUCAUUUUUCGAAAAAGAAUUAACGAUACAGCAGAAAUUAUUGCCAUCAGAUCAUUUAGAUUUAGCAAAAACUUUUUAUAACAUUGGCCUAGCAUAUUAUGAGAUGAAGAAUUAUCAAAAUUCAAUAUCAUUUUAUGAAAAAGCGUGUAGAAUACGUGAGAAAUAUCCCUCUAAUGAAAAAACAUUAUUAGCCACGACUUACAAUAAUAUAGCUGUCGCAUACAAUGCCAUGAAUGAUCAAUUGAAUGCUCUAUCAUAUUAUCAAAAGACACUUUCUAUUCGUGAAAAAGAUCCUACCGCACAUGAUUUAUCAUUGGCUAAUGUUUACAGUAGUAUCGGAUCUAUUUAUCAUUCAAUGAACAAUUAUUCGGAAGCUAUCAGUUAUUAUCGAAAAGCUAUAAUAAUCGAAGAAAGUAAAUUAUCCAAAUAUGAUUAUUCCUUAUCAAUUACAUACAACAAUAUUGCUAUUGCUUAUAAAUCUAUGAGAGAUGAUCAAAAUGCUCUUAUGUUUUAUGAAAAAGCACUCAUCAUUCGAGAAAAAUCUGAGUCGAGCGAUGGUUCAUCCUUAGCAGGAAUCUACAACAGUAUGGGAUUCAUUUAUCAUUCAAUGAAGAACUAUUCAACAGCUGUAACUUUUUAUCAUAAAGCAAUAGCGAUUGAAGAGAAAAUACUUUCUUCUGACGAUCCAUCCUCGGGGACAACUUAUAAUAAUAUUGCAGUUGCUUAUGACUUUAUGAAUGAUCAAGAAAAUGCUUUAUUAUUUCAUAAAAAAGCACUUGCUAUUCGUGAAAAAACACUCCCUCCUAAUGAUUCAUCAUUAGCGUCGACGUAUAGAAAUAUUGCUUCUAUACAUCAUUCAAUGGAAAAUUUUUCAGACGCCAUAAUCUUUUAUCAGAAAGCUUUAAAAAUACAGGAAGAAACAAGUUCUUCAGAUGAUGAAACAUUAGGUACCACUUAUAAUAAUAUUGCUGUCGUUUAUAAUGCUAUGAAAGAUAAAACAAAUGCUUUAUUAUAUUAUCAAAAAGCAUUAGUUAUUCGUGAAAAAAUAUUGCCUCUUAAUGAUCCAUCAUUAGCUUCAAUAUAUAGUAGCAUUGCUGCGAUUUAUUCAUCCAUGGAAAGAAAACCAGAGGCUGUUGUAUUUUAUGAAAAAUCACUCAAUAUUCAAGAAGCAUCAUCAUCUCCUAAUUAUUCAUCAUUGUACGUAAUUCAUUUCAAUACAGCAAGAACAUAUGAAGAUCUUCAAAAUUAUCAGGCAGCUGUUAAACAUGCCGAACGUUCUCUCUUUCAUGCUUGUUCGGCUUUCGGUUCUGAUGAUGAAAAAGUACAAAAGGUUCAAAAAUACAUUGAUAUACUUCAUUCGUAUUUAUAA